AUGCAGCGUAAGAACCUGACAUUCCUCGCUCGCCUCUGUGGCCAGGCUGAGCGCUACGAUGAUAUGGUCCCCCAUCUGAAGGAAGUCGUCAAGAUGGGUGGUGAGCCCAGUGUCAGUGAGCGGAAUCUUCUCACCAUUGCGUAUAAGAACGUGGUCGGCACCCGCCGUGCCAGCUGGCGCAUUAUCUCCUCGAUCGAGCAGAAGGAGUCAAGGGGCAGGGAGAAGCAUAUUGCUACUAUUCGUGGAUACCGCAACAAGAUUGAGAAUGAGCUCGAGAAGGUCUGCCAGGACCUCUUGGAUCUGCUGGAUGGGAGCUUGCUUCCCAAUGCCGGUACUAGCGAGUCAAAGACUACAGCACCUGUCCCUAGAUCCUUCUAA
Messenger RNA from Ilyonectria robusta, 378 nucleotides. RefSeq names its product 14-3-3 domain-containing protein. The transcript has 2 exons. Bases 1 to 378 code for a protein of 125 amino acids. Gene Ontology annotation, cellular component: cytoplasm. Gene Ontology annotation, biological process: signal transduction. NCBI's taxonomy places the organism in Eukaryota, Fungi, Ascomycota, Sordariomycetes, Hypocreales, Nectriaceae. The record is from RefSeq and is a predicted model, not a curated record.